Arabis nemorensis is the source of this 1125-nucleotide messenger RNA. The record is from the annotation of a GenBank genome assembly. NCBI's taxonomy places the organism in Eukaryota, Viridiplantae, Streptophyta, Magnoliopsida, Brassicales, Brassicaceae.
AUGGGACAUUUCUCUUCCAUGUUCAGCGGCUUAGCUAGAUCUUUCUCCAUCAAGAAAGCGAAGAACAGCAAUGGCAAAAGCUACCCGAAGAAAGCGGCAGAUGAAAUGGCGAGAGAGGCAAAGAAGAAGGAGCUGAUUCUUAGAUCCUCUGGUUGCAUUAAUGCAGAUGGAUCCAAUAACUUGGCCUCUGUUUUCUCCAGACGCGGUGAGAAAGGCGUUAAUCAGGACUGUGCCAUCGUCUGGGAGGGCUUCGGAUGUCAAGAAGACAUGAUAUUCUGUGGGAUAUUCGACGGACAUGGUCCUUGGGGUCACUAUGUAGCUAAACAAGUCAGAAACUCAAUGCCUGUAUCUUUGCUUCGUAACUGGCAAGAGACUCAGUCUCAAACCACUUUAGCAGAACCGGAAACAGACCUUGACGAAUCCGAUAAAAAGCUACAACGGUUCGCCAUCUGGAAACACUUGUACCUCAAGACAUGUGCAGAUGUUGAUCAAGAGCUUGAGCAUCACCGAAAGAUUGAUUCUUUUAACAGCGGCACGACGGCUCUAACCGUUGUGAGACAGGGUGAAUUUAUUUAUAUAGCAAACGUAGGGGAUUCGCGUGCGGUAUUGGCCACGGUUUCAGACGAAGGAAGUUUGGUCGCGGUUCAGCUCACCGUCGAUUUCAAACCAAAUCUACCCCAAGAGGAAGAGCGGAUAGUCAGAUGCAACGGGAGAGUAUUCUGCCUCCAAGACGAGCCAGGGGUUCACCGCGUGUGGCAACCGGAAGAAGAAUCACCGGGGCUCGCAAUGUCGAGAGCAUUUGGAGACUAUUGUAUCAAAGAGUACGGAUUGGUCUCAGUGCCUGAAGUCACUCAAAGGCAUAUAUCCACUAGAGACCAGUUUGUAAUCUUGGCCACCGAUGGGGUAUGGGAUGUGAUAUCAAACCAAGAGGCCAUAGACAUUGUUUCCUCGACCGCGGAUCGGCCAAAGGCGGCCAAACGACUGGUGGCGCAAGCGGUUAGAGCUUGGAAUAGGAAGAGACGCGGAAUCGCCAUGGAUGAUAUCUCUGCCGUUUGCCUCUUCUUCCAUUCUUCACCCUCUUCGUCAUCGACACAACAUAUUCACCCUGCCACGACCUGUAAGUAG